CUGCCAUUUCCAUCACACCCCAUUUAUUUCUCAGCUUCAACAUAUCAAGUAAGCCCUUUUCCCCUCCUCUCCACUUCCCUCUGCUAAUCCUUUCUUCUAACUUUUCCUUCAACGCUCUCUCUUUGAUUGCUAAUUCCAAAACUCCAAGAAUAUAUAUAUAUAUCCCCAAAAAUUAAAACAAAAAAAGUUUUUUUUUUUUCUUUUCUUUUUCUCAGACUUUCCAAGACCCUUUUUUUAUUUUUUUAAUUAUUAUCCCUAUUUAGCUAAAUGAAAAGUCUUUUUUGGAGUGCAUGCAUGUAAUCGGUGGGAAGGUAGUCCACGUCGAUAGUCAGCGACCAAUUAGGAAAAAUCUUGCGGCUUGGUGCUGGAAUUGUUCAGUUCCGAUUGAUCGGAUUUCUGGGAUUUUGCCGUGCUAGUAUUGUGAAUUAUUGGAGCUGAAGAUUUGGGAAUUUACUGAUAAUUGGUUAAAAAAAAAAAAAAAAAAAAAAAAAAAGGAAAAGUGGACAGAGAGGUAAGCAAGGCUUUAAAGAUGGUAACUUUCAGAUGGGUCGGUGAGUAACUGAGUUUUUCUAUUAAAUGAGAGUAAUUGUGAGUUUUUCUAUUCAAUGACAAUCUGAGGGAAAAAAAUAAAAAAUAAAAAAUACUCGAAGUUUGAUGUUGGGAAAUGGGGAACACAAGCCUUAUUUACUGGGGCUUAAGUUGAUUGUAUUUUAUGAAUGGUAGGGGCUUGUCUAGGUACCAGACUGAGAAAGUCAUGGCUGGGAUAUGGAGGAGACAAGGUGUAAAAGGCCUUUGGAUUUAUGCAACUGUUUUGCUUAUGAUGGAGGAUGUGGCAAAUUUUAUGGUGUUAUCUUGAAUCUGGUAAAGAUCAGUUCGUCUGGUGCCUUAUCUAGUGUCUAGUCUGCAAAGCAUUUAUUGGCUCUAUACGGAUGGAGAAGGCAAGAUUUUGGGGUUUGGGUGUGGUAUUUCUCAAUUGGGAUGCUGGUUCGUAUAUUAUCUGAGUUAAAAAUUUCUGGGUUUUCCUAUUCUCCAUUGUUUGAGCUGUGUUUGGGCAAGAUCUAAAGCAGAUUCCGUCUUUCUGAGAGAACUGAAUGCCCAUUUUUCUGAUUAAAUAUGUCUGGCCAUUCCAUAACGUGAGUUUUUAAGUAUCUGGAGACGAGUAGCUUUUGCAGUAUUUGGAGGAAAGUGUGGAAGAUCAGUUUGAGAUUCUUCUGCUUCGAAUGGAGUGGAAUACGAAGCCUUCGUUAUUAUGGGAGUUAGAGAACCUUCUAGAGUUUGAUGUGAAAGCAACCGAAAAUCCAAAGAAGCUACAAUUAACAGACUGCUGUGUGGAGGGAGAUCGAGGAAUUAGCUCUGGAUCUUUUAACUCACCUGGGGAUGGUGGGGGCAGCGGGGGAACUGGUGGUUAUGGCUCUGAUUUGGGUCAUACUUCGUCCAAGAGCUCAAAAUCGGCUUCUAUUAGUUCUCCAUCAUUUGGGGAAAGCAAGACAUCAAAAUUCAGUAUUGAGGCUUUUGAAGGUCAUCCAAAGGAUUUUAGCGGCAACAAGGAAUCAGCUGAAGUUGAGCCAUCUGGAUCUUCUCCGACACCUGAGAUUUCUGCUGGUUCUGUCGAGCCAUUACUCAGUUUGAAGUUAGGCAAGCGGAUGUAUUUCGAAGAUGCUUCUGCAGGAAAUAACACUAAGACCUCUUCCCUUGCUGUUGAUCCUACGUCGUCUCCUAUGACAACUAAGAGAUGUAAGUCUUCUUGUCAGAAUGCUCUUGUUCCACGCUGCCAAGUUGAAGGCUGCAAUCUUGAUCUCUCAUCGGCAAAAGAUUACCAUCGUAAGCAUAGAAUCUGUGAGAGUCAUUCCAAAUCUCCAAAAGUCAUUGUUGGCGGACUGGAACGUCGGUUUUGCCAACAGUGUAGCAGGUUUCAUCCUCUGUCUGAAUUUGAUGAAAAGAAGCGAAGCUGUCGCAGGCGUCUUUCUGAUCAUAAUGCAAGGCGCCGCAAGCCACAGCCAGAAGCAGUCCGGUUGAAUCCAACAAGGCUCUCUUCCUUGUAUGAUGGGCAGCAACAGAUGAACAUUGUCUUUGAUCAAAGCUCACGCCUUUAUACAAGGAACGCUGUGAAUUUAACAUGGGAUGGCACAGACAGCUCUAAGUUAGGGGAAACAAAAGAGUUUUUGUCUAAACCUGCAAAAGCAGGGGGUGCUACUGGGCAGUUGCAUCUGCUCAACAAUGACAUGCCAAGUGCUGUUACUACACUCUAUCAUGAUUCCGGUGGGUUAUCACCCUCCAAAGGGACUGCUUCUGAGGUCCUCAACCAAGGUUUAGAAGAAUCUGUGAUCUCAUCCAACCUGGAUACAACUCAGGACCUUCAUCGUGCUCUCUCUCUUCUGUCAACUAGUUCGUGGGGUUCAUGCGGGACAAAAUCUGUUUCACAAGGUAACCCAAACCACAUAAAUCACACCACCAUGCCUCAGCCCUCAAAUACGAUGCAUGCAAUAAGCCAAGGCUUACCAUUUGGUUCAGAGUACUGGCAGUCGGAACAACUCUCCCUUGAUAACCCAUCACAUAUCUCUCAUCCACGUAGUAACAGCAGCAGCAGCAACCACUUUCAAGAUCUCAAUCUUUUCAGAGGUCCCUAUGAAUCUGGUUUCUACCCCAACCAGUUCAAUUGACUCAGGUAUCAAAACAACUUGAGAGCGCUGUAUAAUAGUAGCUCUUUUUGACUCUAGCUAAUUGGACUACUUUUAGCUAUGGAUAUUAUGAUCUGUAGCCGUACAACGGUUCACCGAUCAAGGUAAGUUGCUUAUUUUUACGGUUUCUUGUUCUAUCAUUUGCUCAAGGAAUCUGUUGUUCUCUUUUGUACCAAGUUGAAUUGGUUGAUUUGCAGUGCAUGCAUAUCAAUACAUUAUACAAAUACUUAUCUACAAGCUUUGAAUUA
Molecule: messenger RNA, 2926 nt
Organism: Ziziphus jujuba (common jujube)
Lineage: Eukaryota; Viridiplantae; Streptophyta; Magnoliopsida; Rosales; Rhamnaceae
Product: squamosa promoter-binding-like protein 3
Exons: 6
Coding region: 1221-2660 (479 amino acids)
Cellular component (GO): nucleus
Molecular function (GO): DNA binding
Source: RefSeq, a predicted model, not a curated record